Messenger RNA from Condylostylus longicornis, 1502 nucleotides. RefSeq names its product anaphase-promoting complex subunit cdh1-like. Gene Ontology annotation, cellular component: extracellular region. The annotation marks the transcript as partial. The record is from RefSeq and is a predicted model, not a curated record. Gene Ontology annotation, molecular function: chitin binding. NCBI's taxonomy places the organism in Eukaryota, Metazoa, Arthropoda, Insecta, Diptera, Dolichopodidae. The transcript has 4 exons.
AAGGAAAAUAUCUUCACUUUCAUAAAAAAUAGUAAGAAAUUGUACAUGAACACAUACGUUUUGUUAUGUACAGUUUCAGACCUACAUUAACCAAAAAAAACAAAUAAUAAUAAAACCGAAAAAUUAAUUUGUCUUUAGACGCAAGCUUUACAAACUCAUUCAUUAUUUUUUUUCCUUUGCAUAUAAGUUCAUUAAAUAUUGUGUGAAAAUUUUAAAUAGUGUUACCUAUGCGCUCAGUAAUUUUAUGCUACUGAUACUGAUAUUGUCUUCAUCUGUAUUUAUAUGUCUAACAUAUUGUAAUAACAUAUAUUUAUGCACAUAUGUGUUCAUAAUAUUUAAACUUUAUAUUACAAAAUAACAAUUUAAUGUAACGGGAUAUAUAAUAUAACUGCAUAUAAAACGGUUAUACUAUUAAAAUAAAACAUCCUCGAAACAAUUGUUAAAAAUUGUUAAAACAUCAACAUUAACAACAACAAUAUAAUAAAAUUAAAAUAAAAUACAAAAAAAAAAUAACAAAAACAAAAAUGGCAACAAAAUUAUUGCAACAAAUUUUAUGUGCAACAUUGGUUUUUGGAUUAUUCAUAAUGGAUUUAUAUGUUAAUGGACAAAUUGAAGGAUAUGAACCUGGUAUAGAUUAUCCAGCAUAUGAUACAGUUCCAAAAGGAUUAUCAUUUUCAUGUCAAGGACGUUUACCAGGUUAUUACGCUGAUGUUGAAACCCGUUGCCAAGUAUGGCAUUGGUGUCUUCAUUCUGGUCAUUCAUAUUCAUUUCUUUGUCCAAAUGGUACAGUUUUUAAUCAAGCUGUACGUGUUUGUGAUUGGUGGACAAAUGUUAAUUGUCCUGCAUCUGAACAAUUAUAUGAUAAUAAUGAUGAACUGUAUAGAGAUGCAUUAUCAAAAAUUAAUAAUAGAACAACAUCAAAAAUAAUAAAAAAAAUUAAAACAUCAUCUAAAGAUUCAUUAAUAAGAUCACAAUUAAUAUCAAUACAAUCACCAUCACUAUCAUCAUCAUCAUCAGUAUUUAAUCGUAAUAAUCAAAAUAAUAAUAAUAUUGAAAUUUCAACUAUAAAAUCAUCAAAAAUAAAUCAUAAUGUAGAUAAAAUACGCCGGGGGCGUAAAAGACUGCAUCAAAAACCAAAUUCAUCAAUAGAACCAAAUACAAUAAACAGCCAGUACAUUCAUAAUAAUAAUAAUAAAAAUUUAAAUGAUAUUAGUAAAAAUAAAUUUAGUAAAGUAACAAUUUCUACUUCAUCAAUACCAGAAAUUUUAUUAACAACAACAACAGCAGCAACAACAACAACUACUAUUACAACUAUAGCACCAAAAUAUACAAGAAUAAUGCAAAAUAAUUUUAGAGGUACACACAAAUACUACAAUAAUAGUAAUAAAUCAUCCCAAAGUAAUAAGAAUAGAAUAAAUACAAUUAAUAAUAGAAAAUAUAAAAUUAGUAAAAAUAAAUCCCAUAAAAAUAGAAUACAUUCAGAUUAUUAUGAUGAUGAUUUA